Molecule: messenger RNA, 4246 nt
Organism: Sturnus vulgaris (Common starling)
Lineage: Eukaryota; Metazoa; Chordata; Aves; Passeriformes; Sturnidae
Source: RefSeq, a predicted model, not a curated record
AUGAGGGAGAAGGGCCGCAGGAAGAAGGGCAGGACCUGGGCAGAGGCCGCCCGGACGGUCCUGGAGAAAUAUCCCAACACCCCCAUGAGCCAUAAAGAGAUCCUUCAAGUGAUCCAGAAAGAAGGCCUGAAGGAAAUCAGAAGUGGGACAUCCCCCCUGGCCUGCCUGAAUGCCAUGCUGCACACCAACUCCCGGGGUGAGGAGGGCAUCUUCUACAAGGUGCCAGGACGGAUGGGUGUCUACACCCUCAAGAAGGACAUCCCAGAUGGGCUGAAGGAGCUGUCAGAGGGCUCUGAGGAGAGCAGUGAUGGCCACUCAGACUCGCAGAGCUCCGAGCACAGCAGCUCCAGCAGCGACGGCUGCGCCACCAAGGAGGGCAAGAAGAGCAGGUGGAAAAGGAAAGUGCGGUCCCGCCUGGCCCCGUCGGGCUCCCCCCAGCCCGGCUGUGCCUCCCCGUCCAUCCCUGGCAAGGGCCUGUCCUGCUCCCAGAAACACAGCAAGAAGGCUCUCAAACAGGCCCUGAAGCAGCAGCAGCAGAAGCAGCAGCAGCAGCAGCAGUGCAGGGCAGCAAUGGGGGCAGCAAUGGGGCCAGCAAUGGGGCCAGCAAUGGCUCUGCCCUCCAGCCAGCACGUCCUGCUCAAGGCCAAGGCCAGCACAGGCAGCAAGUCAGGUUGGGAAGGGAAGCAGGCAGUUGGACAUUCCAGCAGCCCCCCAAACUGCAGCUCCUCACCCUCGGGGAAGCUUGAGAACUCCCUGCCAGGGCUGGCCAAGAAGCCCUUCCCCAGAUCUGACAGGCUCCAUGCACGGCAGCUGAAGAGAGCACGCUGUGCUGACAUCGAUGUGGAGACCCCGGACUCCAUCCUGGUCAACACCAACCUGAGGGCUCUGAUCAACAAACACACCUUCAGUGUGCUGCCCCCCGAGUGCCAGCAGCGCCUGCUGCUGCUGCUGCCCGACGUGGACAGGCAGGUCGGGGCCGAUGGGCUGAUGAAGCUCAGCAGCUCCGCUCUCAACAACGAGUUCUUCACAUCGGCUGCUCAGGGCUGGAAGGAGAGGCUGUCAGAAGGAGAGUUCACCCCAGAGAUGCAGCUGCGGAUCCGGCAGGAGCUGGAGAAGGAGAAGAAGGUGGAGCUGUGGAAGGAGCAUUUCUUUGAGAGCUACUAUGGGCAGAGCUCUGGGCUGAGCCCCGAGGAGUCGGAGCGACUGACGGCACAGCCCGAGGCCGAGCCCGCCCGGGCCCGCAGCCCCCCGGGCCCAGCCCGGCCCCAGGGCCCGGCCCCGGCGGAGCCCAGGCCACAAUCAGCCCCGGGGCCAGCAGCCAACAGAGCAGCACAGGAGGCCAGAGAGGAGCCACAGCCCAAGGCGGCCAAGGCCACCGAGGCGUCCCCGGUGAGAGGCGGUGACAGAGAGAGACCCCCCGAGGAAAGCGUGCCCCAAAAACCCCUCGGUGGCUGCAGGCAGCAGCCGGAGGAGCAGAGGAAGGCUGGGCCAGGCAAGGAGGCUCCGGGUGCCCCCAGCAAACCAAAGAGCCCCGAGGCAGCUGAAGGAGCAGCGAAGGCACCGAGCCCCGCGGCAGCCCCGGACACGGCGGAGAAGAAACCCGGCGGCAGCGAGGCCAUGGAGGUGGGUGUGGAGGCCCUCAAGAGGAAGGUGGAGAGCAGGGAGGAGGCUCCAGGCACCCCUGAGAAGAAGCCGCGGGUGGCUGAGCCCUGCCAGCAGCAGCAGCAGCAGCCCCAGGCCUUUCGGAACCAGCCCUUUCCUGGCGCGGGGCCGGCGGUGCCGCGGGUGCCCCCGCUCAAGAUUCCCGUGUCCAGAAUCUCGCCGAUGCCAUUUCCUGCGGGCCAGGUCUCUCCCAGGGCUCGCUUCCCCCUGUCCCUCGGCAGUCCCGGCAGGACAGGGGCCAGGACCUUGGCUGACAUCAAGGCCAGGGCGCAGCAGGCCAAGGCUCAGAGGGCAGCGGCCGCCGCCGCCGCCGCCUCGGCCGGGGGAGCCGUGCCAGGGCCCGGCCCGGGCGGGGGGAGACCCCCGGGCAGCGGGGGAGACCCUGCGGGAGCCCCCCACCCCACAACUGGAGCCAACACACUGGAACUGGCAGGAACUGGAAGCGGGGGAGGUUCGAGAAGGUUCCUUCCCCACGGCCCAGGGCCCCGUUCCCAAGGGGAGGGGCAGGCGGAGCCGGGAGCUGCUCGCCAUCCUGCUGGAGCACAGCUACAGCCAGGGGCCUCUGCGGCUGCCCCAGCGCUAGGGCACGGCUCGGGGGCCACCGCCAGCACCCCGCGGGCCACCGCCACCCCGGGGUCCCCAGGUGCCACCAGCGGGGACAGGGCAGCGACAGCCCCUCCUGCCCCGGCUGGGAACGGACCUGGCUGUGGCACCGGGACCCCGGGAGCACCCACGGUGACCCCGGGAGCACCCACGGUGACCCCGGGAGCACCCAAGGCCUCAGCAGGGAGCGGCUGUGACCCUUCCAAAAGCAAAUCUCCUUCCCCUCCGGGCUCCUCCGUGCCACCCUCGGGCCCUGGAGCCCAGGCUGGAGCUGUGGGUGUGCCCGUGCCAACCUCCAGCAGCUCCUCAGCAGCCCCCAGCCUUAAAUCUCCUCCCGGUGGGGCCGUGCCCAGAGCGAGCUCCAGCAUUCCUGCCAACAACCCUUUGGUGACGCAGCUGCUCCAAGGCAAGAGCGUCCCCCUGGAGCAGAUCCUGCCCAAGGCGCUCACCAAGGCAGAGAUGAGAACGGUCCCCGUGGCUGCUCAGGAAGAGAAGGGGGCUCCGGGGGACAGAGCAGCCAGCCUGCCCCCCCAGCAGCUCGGGAAGAUCUUGUGCCACAACAGGCCCGUGCCUCACAUUCCAAGGACCUUCCUGCCCUCGGGAAAGGAGCCCGGUGCUGAGCCCCAGCAGUGCCACGAGGCGCUGAGCAAAUCCACCCAGGAGCAGAUCCUGCAGACUCUCAUCAAGAGGGUGCAGAGGCAGAACGUGCUGCCCGUCCUUCAGCCCUCGCAGCUGAACCUCCCACACUCAGGUUUCCCCACGGAAAGCAGCUCCACCAGCCAGAGAUUCAUGCUGGGCUUCACGGGCAGGAGGACAUGCAAGCCUGCCAUGUCCGGGCACUACCUGCUCAACAUCUCCACCUACGGCCGCGGCUCCGAGAGUCUGAGGAGAGGCUUCUCCCUGCAGGCCGAGCCCCGCCUGGGGCUGGGCAGCCCCGCCGAGGCUGCCAGGGCAGAGCUGGGCGAGUGCGGGGACACGGGCGGCCAGGAGAGCAGCAGCGAGGAGGGCACGGAUGAGGAGAGCUCCGGGGAUGAGCGGGAGCGCACCAGCAUCAAAGAGGAGCCACGGGCGGGGCAGGGCGAGCAGGAGCAGGGCUCGCACGGCGCCGUCCCUGCGGAGCUCGGCUCCCUGGUGGGGACCAAGGCCGGCAAGGCCGAGGCAGCCGCCAAGGAGAAGGUGCUGGAUGGCUCCGCGCUGGCCCGGGACCUGCUGCAGGCAGCACAGGAGCAGAUGGCCCACGCCAUGAGGGGCAAGGGCCAGGGCAGCGCGGAGCUCUCGGGGCCCUCCAGCCCGUCCCCAGACUCAGCCCAGCCUCCGCUGCUCCCCGCCCCGCACCCCCCAAAGCUGCCGGGCAGCGCCGCGGCUCCGCUGCUGGGGCCCAGCUACAGCGGCACCAUCAACGUCUCCACCUCGGCCGACGUGGGCCAGGGCUCGCUCGUGGGCGACUGCGGCCAGCUGGGGAGCAGCUCCAUGGGCAACGUCAUGUCCUUCUCGGUGACCGUCACCACCAUCCCCGCCGGGCAGGCCGUGAGCUCCGGCGGCCACGGGCAGAGCCUGGCGGUGCCGGCGUUCGCCGAGGACGGCGCCAUGGAGGAGCCGCCCUCCAAAUGUUACUGCAGGUUGAAAGCCAUGAUCAUGUGCAAGGGCUGCGGCGCCUUCUGCCACGACGACUGCAUCGGCCCCUCCAAGCUCUGCGUGUCCUGCCUCGUGGUGCGGUAACGGGGGCGGCGGCUCGGCUCCCUCCGGGGGCUGCUGUGGGAAGGACCUUGGGAAGAAACAGGAAUUUUUACUGCCUUGCACAAGAGACACGUUACUGAAUCAGGAAUCCAGAGUCAGAGUCCUUCUUUCAUUGACGAAAGAGCACCUUCUUGUACAGGGAGUCGAAAUCACGCUCGACGACGUGAAUUGUGACAAGAGUUUGCACUUAAGGAAUUAUGUAAAUACGCCACAUUAUUUUGUUUAAAGAUAUUUUUUCAAUCUU